This is a messenger RNA of Stereum hirsutum FP-91666 SS1, 849 nucleotides long. RefSeq lists its product as uncharacterized. The transcript is spliced from 8 exons. Bases 1 to 849 code for a protein of 282 amino acids. NCBI's taxonomy places the organism in Eukaryota, Fungi, Basidiomycota, Agaricomycetes, Russulales, Stereaceae. The record is from RefSeq and is a predicted model, not a curated record.
AUGCCUCAAGAUGUCCCGGACAGUCUCGAUGGUUGGUGGUGCGACGCAGCAGACGAGUACGCCUUUGGAGGCUUCAGUUACGAGGUUACCGCAUGCCAGACCUUGGAUCGACUGAGGGCAAACUUCAGCGACAUCCGCAACACCUUCAACUCUCGUUACAACACUCUCGGCGUCCACGCCUUGAUCUGGUUCGGAUUUGACGGGACAGAUGAAUUGAUCAGUCGGUGCGACACCCUCUUCACGACCUUGCACACUAUACCUAAGGCCAAAUACGUUACUCGCGUCGUGCAAUUUGGUUCUGAGCCUCUGUACGACGAUGCUUUGAGCCCUGACAACCUCACGGCCCAGAUCUUGGCGGCGAAGGCCAACCUCUCUGACCUCAGCAUACCGGUCACGGUGUCCGAAUUGGCAUAUGGAUACCAGGAGAGGGGUGGCACUCAGAAUGUGCUGGAUGUCAUAGACUCGAUAAACAUACAUAUGCUUCCGCUUUUCAAUUCAAAUGCAUCGACGGCGAACGAGUCGUGGCCUAUAGUCUACGGUGACCUGGAAUGGUUUAUCGAGCAUGGCAAUGGCAAGAAGAUGUAUUUGACGAGCAUUCAGAAUGGAUGGCUUUCUGAGAUUGCCCUGACAAGCCAGCAGCCCAGCAGUCCAAACGCCGUCGCCGACAUACCCAACGAGCAGGCAUACUACCAACUCUUAGACGAUAAAUGCAAAUACCUGAAGACCGUGUCGGGGAGUGGGGUGGGGUGGUUUGCACAUAUCUACGACGAUAACAUGGAACCUGAUUAUGGUAUCUACAACUCGUCCGGAGCCUUGAAGUUUCCAUUCAGUCCCCGGACACACUGCUAG